This is a messenger RNA of Cuscuta campestris, 902 nucleotides long. The record is from the annotation of a GenBank genome assembly. NCBI's taxonomy places the organism in Eukaryota, Viridiplantae, Streptophyta, Magnoliopsida, Solanales, Convolvulaceae.
ACUGACUCCGCUAGGGCCAGGAGUUGGAGUUUUCAAAGAAUUAGGUGUUGGUGUUGGGCUUGACGAUGCUGGACUCAGAGCUUGAGUUGGGGGAAAGCAUGGUUGCCUUCUUGAGCGACUUGGGUGCCUCCGCCGCGCGCUGCCUUCGUUUGUGCAGCCGUGUACGAACUACCAAUUGCUGUUCCGGGCCGGGUAUCGGAACCCGAGCUAAAUCCUUCCCCAGAGAGGCGGAAGCUGCCAAGAUUUAUUCCAGGGAAAAUACUAGAAUCCAGGGUGCCCCGCCUACGGGGAAGAAGCUAUUCAAACCCUAUCCAAAUCUUUUGUGUGAACGCUCAGGUUACUAUGGGCUACCUGAUCCCAACAUAUAUGAGAGAAAAUGUACAUCAUUGUCAUCAUGCUUACAACAUUGGAAGGCAGACCUCUGCCCUAAGCCAAAGCCUGACAUUUUUGUCUAUUCCCUUGAUGAUAAUCUUCGUAAAUGUUUUGUUGCAUAUUCCCUUGAAGAGGAUGGCAUCAUCUCACCCAAGUAUUACAUAUAUCCUCCCAGUUUUCUAGCUAAAGAGUAUAAAGGAUUGUUAAGUGCUCUUGAAUGCUGGGAUCUUGAAAGUAAUUUCUAUCCAUAUGUACCUUGGAAAUUUGAUCUUUGGGUCAUGAGGGAUGGAUCGUGGACGAGAGAAUCUGUUAUCGAAACUCGUGCUGUUAAGGAGCCGUUGUGGUUUUCGCUGGACGGUAAGCUAUUGUAUUUUACAAGCCUGACAGAUGAGCUAGUGGUGUUUGACCGUGAUACUGGAAAGUUGAAGUAUCUUGGUGUCAACUGGCCUAAUACAUCAAUCACUCGUCCAAUGAUGAUUCCGUUUUAUGAGAGCUUUGUUCAACUCAACUGAAUUCCAAACGUUGACAAG